Molecule: messenger RNA, 1281 nt
Organism: Funneliformis mosseae
Lineage: Eukaryota; Fungi; Glomeromycota; Glomeromycetes; Glomerales; Glomeraceae
Source: the annotation of a GenBank genome assembly
AUGGGUAAGCAAUUAAGAAUUGCGGCUACCGCGGAAAAGUUUCGCAAUUAUCAUUGUCAACAUCGUCUCGUCUUAUGCGGUUGUUCUUAUAACCUUCUUGAUACUUAUUUGCAAUACUUAAGUCAAGAUGAUAAAGAAAAAUUAAAGGAACUUGGAAUUAUAAUUCAUUCACCCACAUUUAAAAGACGUUUAUUUAAUUAUCCAGGAUUUAUUAAAGUAUUGAAUAUAACACGAGUCGAAGUACAUAUAGUCAAUUGGGUAAACAAUCGUUUUAUUCCUAGACCAUUUCGAGGAAUCAAAUCAAAGAAAAUAACUUUUCUUGAAAAACAUGAGGAGCUUACAUUAAAUUCAUCUUUUGAUGAUUAUCGUUUAAGUCAUGAUGAACUCCAACCCUAUCUAACUUCCUUACCAUUAUCGUCUACAAUCAAACACCUCAAAAUUCAUAUUAAUUCAUCUAGACAAAGUUUAACAAAUUUGAUUCAAUCACAAUCCCAACUUUUAUCUCUUACGAUUUACAAUACACCAAUUUCUAUUGAACAUUUGUCCAAUUCGUUAAUUUCAAUCAAGUUUGAAAAUUGUAAUUUUGCAGAUACCAACUCAUUUGAUAGUUUUAAAUCCCUUAAACAACUUAGAUCACUUCAAUUUAUUAAUUGUAUAGGAUUAACAAUUCAAAAUUUUCAGCCACUUCUUAAUGAUCCUUCUCCAUUAAAGUUAAGAUCUUUAAAAGGUGUUGGGUUGUUCCCAGGAAUUGCCAUAUUAAUUCAAUUGGUCGGUCCUUAUUUGGAAUAUUUGGAAUUAACAUUUCUUGAAGAUCCUGCGAGGAACGUGGCUUUAGAGAGCAUUAUAAAACAUUGUCACAAGAUCAUAUUUUUAAGUUUAUCAUGUUUUGAUGAAAAGGAUGCUCAUUUAUGUAACAAGAUCAUUCACAUGAAUAAUCACUUAAGGUAUCUUACUAUUGAAAAAGAACCUUUUAGCUACAAUCGGACAGAUUCAGGUCUUUUAAAGAAAUUGAAAAUCUUACAAAAUAAAUUGGAUUACUUAAAUUUAAAAUUUACAUUUGAUCCGAAUGACUUGAAAUUAUUUUUGGAUAAUUGCAAUCAUCUUGUUGGUUUAAAGAAUUUAUUAGUUAGAAACGACAGUUGCUAUGAUGGUAUCGACACUUUUAAACUCUUGAAAAAAUUUGUAAAAGAAAAUAAGGUGAACAAUUUUGCUUAUCAAGUCGAAACGUUUUUUGAUCCUAAAAAUUCGAGACAUCAUUAUUUGGAGAGAUUGGCUGGUUAA